Molecule: messenger RNA, 1706 nt
Organism: Populus trichocarpa (black cottonwood)
Lineage: Eukaryota; Viridiplantae; Streptophyta; Magnoliopsida; Malpighiales; Salicaceae
Product: bifunctional bis(5'-adenosyl)-triphosphatase/adenylylsulfatase FHIT
Exons: 4
Coding region: 1012-1422 (136 amino acids)
Molecular function (GO): catalytic activity
Source: RefSeq, a predicted model, not a curated record
CUCAAGAGUCAAAGAAUGGUAAACGAGGCACAUAGCAUUAGUAUUGACAGCUGUCGUCUUCUUCUUCGUCCUCAUCGUUGUUAUUCCUCAAAAAGUCAAAAGGAUUCCGGCCCAUUUCCACCACCAAGGUAAACGAAGAAAAGCUGUCUUCUCUUCUUCUUACUAUGAUGAUAAUGAUCCUAAAUGAUCCCUGAUUAGAUGUCGACUUCGAUGACGACGGAGUACUAUCAGUUCGGGUCGGGCCUCACAAAAUAGACCCAAAACAAGUCUUUUACUCCACCAAUCUUUCUUAUGCUACGGUCAACCUCCGUCCCGUUCUUCUUGGUCAUAUCCUUUUCUGUCAAAAGUAUGAAUGAUUUUUUGAGAUUUAUCUGAACAGCAUCUGUUGUCUCAUUGGAAUUCUCUUGGGUGAACUGUUUGAGAAACAGGCAGAGCUGAAUUAAUUCAAUGUGUUAUUAUUUGCUUGGUGCAUUGAUGAAUUUGUGGACAUAGAUAUGCUAUUAUGCUUCUAUACUACAAGUCAAAAAGCUUGAAUAGUAGGAAAACCUUUCUGAGUACAUGCAUGUAAAUCACAGUAACAUUGUGUGCAUGCAGUCUGGGGUUUUGAAAACUUCAUGAAUUAUCUGCUUACUGGCAAUCAGUGUAUUCAUUCUCCAGCUUAGUUUAUGUUUCAAAAUACGAGUUACCUUGGCCUGGCUUGGGUUCUAAUGGUGGUCCUUUUAAGCAUUUAAGAAUUGGACAUGAAGCACACAACCUAAAGAAAAUAAUAGAGUUCGACAACCUUACACAAGUGAGUUGACUGAAGAGCAUACCGUUACUACCAUUAGGCCCAGAAGAUUAAAAGCACUUGCAAUUUGCAUGUCUCCAGCAUUUAUACAAUGACAUUGUAAGAAAACAUGGCAUAGCUGAUAAUAUCUCACGUGCUGCCGUCAUUUCAUGCAAGGUAAUAUGCUCUUAAGAUUGUUGAUCGAGUUUCUUGAUGUCUGUAUAGUUUGAAUCAAUAUAUCAUGAAUGAUACGCGUAGUUGAGUGUUCUAUUUUUUUGCCUUUACAUUUUGUACAUGUGCUUGUCUGUCCAAGGCGUGAAGUGAAGCGCUUUAUUGAUCUCAGUGCUGAUGAGACCAGUGAUUUAUGGCUCACGGCAAAGAAGGUUGGCAGGCAGCUUGAGAGUUUUUACAUGGCAACAUCUCUCACAUUUACCAUCCAAGAUGGGCCGCGGGCAGGGCAGAGUGUGCCCCAUGUUCAUGUUCACAUCAUCCCAAGAAAAGAUGGUGACUUUGAGAAGAAUGAUGAGAUCUAUGAUGCAAUAGACGAGAGUGAAAAGGAAUUAAAGAGGAAGCUGGAUUUAGACGAGGAAAGGAGGGACAGAAGCAUGGAGGAGAUGGCUCAAGAGGCAGAUGGAUACAGAUUGCUUUUCUCAUAGAUGAUGUAUCUAAGAGAGAGUUGUUGAAAGAAGGAAGUUGGAACAUAUGUGUUUCUUGAAAAUACAGUGCAUUCAAAUGCACAGACAGUCAUGUGUACUUUUAUGAUGUUGUGGUAUGGCGGCUAGACUUGAGAUGAAAUACAGGGAGUCGCUGAGAAGUCAUGUCUGUUGCUAGUAACUUAGUAGACGAUAAUAUCUUUUGUUUUUUUUUUUUUUUUUUAAGGUCAAAAUCAGAUGAACAACCAAUGGUUGGAGAGAAAAUUAGAGUUUUGUUUGUGAUACCA